AUGGCAGACCUUUUUCGGGCCGGGCAGCUUGUCUAUGUGCCACCGCAGGCACUGCAAGCUGAUGACACCUCUGACGUUCUUGCGUCAAGAACCACCAUCCUCGCCGGGGGACGACAAGAAGCCGGCCAAUUCGGUGCAAUUUGUACAGCUACAGGAGAUCCUACAAGUUUACAACUUCGUCUUUUCGAACAAGAGAGCUCACCAGCCGCGUCCCCCGACGGAAAUCGUGUCACCACAAUAUCAACAAAGACAGGAAAGAUGAGGCCGAGCACCAAGGUUACACCAUCCUCGACGCAAGUCCUUGUGCCGUUUGAAGAAUUAGAGGAUAAAACGGCGAUAAAACGAAUCGAAAUUUCGGUGUUGUGGGGAGUAACGAUUGAAAACGAGGCUCAAGCGGCACGCCUAUGCGCAUCAUUGGCGUCUAUUAUGAGAUGGAGAUGGAUGUUGUUGAGAAGAAGAUUUUAGAGACAUGAAUCAUUGAUGUUAGGGACCAACAUGUGCGAUUCUAGAACGGGCAAAAAUUCGGUAGAAUGUGCGGCUUUUUAUGGAUGUUGUGGGGAGUAACGAUUGAAAACGCAACGAUUGUUGACUCUCGAAUUUUUGUUGUGAGGAUGAGAAAUUGGAAAAGUGUGCGACUUUUUACUUCGACCUUGACAAGCCAGAUCAUGAUCACUAUUGACAGACUCUCCUCACUUCAUAUCCCUGAAUGGACAGUUGCAUACGCUUGGAGUGCAUCCACGCUUUUUCCUGAGCUACGAUUUCGGUUCCGGGGUAUCCGAUGCGUUGCGACAGGAAGUAGAUCAGCUAAUCGACUACUUAGAAACCAAGAGCGCGCCUUUUGCUGGAAAGUUUGGGAAGAUUCUUCGAGAAGGAGACAACAGUGGGACGGAUGACAAGCAUGCGAAGGACAAGAAGCAGAAAAGACGCGGACAUAUUAAGAGCACUUUAGAACACUAUCGUGACCUCAUGGAGUAUGUGCCUUCUUCAUCUAGUAGUACGUCAGAUAAGGAUCUUUAUGGCAAGAGGAAAAUGGACGCAAGUAGGAGUGCCGAAAACACUGGCUUCGGUGGAGGAGGACGAGAGAAUAUCCUUCCUGGUGGAGGUCGAGAUACCGAGCAAAAACCGACAGAAAAUGCGAACGUCCCUUUCGACUCUUGGGUGUUUUUCCAUGGCGGUGAUGAAGUUUUGUCGGGACCUUUGAAACUCAGGUUCUUCCUAGAACCUUUCAAAUUCGCCGCCUUGCAACGAUUGAGCUACGGGUACAAAACGAUGUCGGUUUCUGGGAGUAAUUUAGUUGUUUCCCCUACGGCGACUUCAGCUUCAUCGACAACAGCUAGUACAUCAGCAUCUCCAACUCCAGCUACGCAAAAACAAUUUGACGUCCCUGAUAUCAUGCGAAAGAUAUCGGAGAAUAGUCUCCAACUCCUAGUACGCGGAGGAGAAGAUGAGGAAAGCGGAAGAGAAGGUAUAAUAAUUUUGUUUAACUAUAUGCAACUUGAAGAUCUUCAUCAACGAACUCGUUGUCGAACUAAUGUGAAAAAUUCGAAAAGGAGAUAUGUCGUGGUAAUCGUACUUCUUACAAGAAAAUACUAUUUUCUUGUAAGAGUAGAAUGACAUUAUAUGAACAUAACCCAACAGGAGGAGGUGUCCCCACUGGUCCUGUCGCUGUUGUUCCUGGAGUUGGGUGUCAUGAUUUCUCGAUACGUGGGGAAUUGUGUGAAGUUGCUGUUCAGGCAGAUAUCGUGAAGGAAUUUUUCAACACUGCAACGCCUGCUUUGCUUGAAAGCCGUUUUGGAGAUGUCGCUUUGUACUACUUCCUGCGCGACUACAACCGUGUCGUAGAGGGCAAGAUGCAGAAUGUAGUGGAUGCUUCGAAACUGGACGCGCGUCUUGUCUCCGAGCAAUACUGGAUGCAAUUGCAUACGGCGAACGCAGAACCGGGACAAGAAAGUGAGCAGUGGCUGACGUGUUUCUCUCCCGAAUUUAAUGCAGCAAGAAGGGCUAGCAUGGAGCAGCAGAAAGGAGUCAUGGACCGCAUGAAUGGAGGUGUUUGUGUGUCUGGUAGUGGCGCUUCGUCUUCUUUCAAGCCACCAGCUAGGGUAGGUACUAGUACUAGUACGCCGAAGAUGUUAAAAGACAUCUCCGCCUCUUCUGCGUCUGAAUUCGACGACGAGGUGCUUGGAAGAGUAGAGGCAUACGCGUUGGGGUGGCAGUCGAUGUUGCCAUUCCUGAAUCCAGCGCAAAGAAAGACCCUGUUCGCAACCUUGCGCGAAAAUCUUGAACUCCUGGUCUGUUUUUUCUACGGCCUGCAAGCACAACGUGGGAGACAACAACAGCACGGUAAGCUUCUUCGUUCUGGUGGAAAUAUAUCCUCCAAGAAGAGAGGAACGAAAGAGUCACAGCAGGCAAAGUUGUGUGAUAGUAAGACGAAAGCGACUAAAGCUCUAGCUGGUCAAGAUUAUAACGGUGGACGACAGGGGAAGGCUGGUACGAAACAAGUCGUCCAAGAGGAGGAAGAGGUCGAUGAACAGACUCUUAAGAAGAGAAUGCUGGAUCAUGUGAUAGAAAAACAGAAGAAGGAGCAGUUAGAUGGCAAGAAGGAGUGGACCACAGCGGCAGAUAUCAUAGCUGCUAACACUGGAGGGGACAAGGGAAGUCAAUGUCAAGCACAAGAGGCAGGACCAGGCGCUGCAGGAGGAAAUAAGACUGCAAAGGAGGGAACAUCUUCAGGGGAAGGCGGUGGAGGAGGCGACCCCAUGGAUUUGUACAACUGCCGUUCAUCUCGAAAGGGUGGCGCAAAUGCUACGAAGACCACCACAAAUCCUGCGGCAAUUACGAUUGUGUCCACGGCAAUUACGAUUAUGGCCUUACAUACAACGACGCUCCUCCAUUUUGACUUCUAGCGGUCCUUCUCAUUGAAACUUCUGCUCAUUUUACCUCCACGACAUGACUUUUACUUCAUCUAAUACCUCAACCUCCACAUCUUCCGGCCGAGGACCACCACCACAUCCUGGGCCUCCGCCUCUCCCUCCUGGAGUAGAGAUGCCAUUUCCAAACGCGUUUGCUUCAGCACAAUGCAAGUUUCAACCAGGAUCGAGGGCUUCGAGACAGACUAGUACUACUACGAAAGGUGCGCAGACCAACAAUAGCACUAAGCUGGAAGGUGUUACUGUUACCACUGUAGCUGAGAUGAUGAAAAACCUUAGCGGAAGUGGAACUAAAAAUGGUGACAUCAGCAGUUGUAGUGCUACUGGUGCACCACCGAGAAAAGAACAAGAUGAGGAAAAAGAACAAGACAUAGAAGAAGACGAGGAUGAUGUGGUAGAUUUUUUAGACGAAGAAGAAGACCGAUUAGACCCUGUGAGCUUUGCAGAUUUCGAUUUUUCCCUCUUCGAGCUUGCUACGAAAACUGGUGGGAUAGAUGUGGGGAAGAGCAGUGCUGGUGAAAGAGAGGAAUCGAAGAAGGCUAGUACGGAUGAAACGAAGGCCAAAGAUAUUAAAGCAAAAGCGGGUAGCAGCAAUAUUGAGACGAAGGCUGGUGGCGCACUACCUACAAUACAAGAGGUUCCAUCACCAGCUAAAUCGUCGAACAAAGUAGAUUCUCGAUCUACAUCUUUAACUUCAUGCACGACAACUAACACUACAACAAAGCCUAAGCCUCAAACUCUGAAGAAAAUAACGUGCGGAAAUAGAGGCUGCCCUACGCCUCUAGAUGCUUCGCAACGGGAGGAGAAGAUUCAGGAUCUAGUGAAAAUGAUAGCUUACCAAAAAAACGGGAUGGCCAAGAAAAUGGAAUUAGAUGGGGUUCCUCCUGAAGAUGAUGAUCAUGACGUUGAUGGCGAGGCAGGUUAUGAAGAUGGAGGAGUUAAAACAAGGAAGGAUGUCGAUGUGGAUAAUGAAGAAAAAAAGAAUUAUUCUUCUAGUACAGAAGCCGCUACAUCAACAUCCCCUACUAGUACAACUUGUUCUAGCGCUACAGCGGGCCCCUCUCCGGAAGAUGAUGAAAAGCAGAGUAGUAUCGAUGGAGGUAGUAGCAGUAGUGCAGAAGAUGAAUCUACUGAAUCUGGUACAACAGGUGCACCUUCAGAGUCUACCAGCAAGAAGGAGAAAUAUAAUAGUCGUGGCGCAGUUUCAUUUGCUGACGACGUGGAGGAGGUCCUAGAAUAUGAGGUAAAAGAUGAACAGCCGGAAAGGCUUUUACCACUUCUUGAUUCCGAUUCCAUGCGAGGACCAGUAUGGAGCUCGUCUGCUAACAGCGGGAACGGGCAAAACGAUGUUGACUCCCCUGCCCCCACAUCGCACAGUACUCCAACGGGGGGUCCGCAAUUUGCCUCUAAGGCAGCUGAACUACGAUCUGCAGCAGACAAAAUGCUGGACAACGAAAAAUGGGAACAGAUCGGAACAGCACUAGGUCGCAUCCCUAUUUAUCGUGAGAAGAAAGGAACGGCUACAGAUGCGACGAUGGAUUUGCACGAAGAUGACGAUCAUCGAGGCUCUCCUUCAAGUUCACCCUCGCAUGGUAACAAGGGAAAAUGCACAGAAGCUGAAACCACAAAGCAGGUGCAACGACAAGACGAUACUACCUCGUCUUCUUCCUUGUCGCGUCGUGUUGUGAUUCCUCCUGCGGGACGGAACGGAACUGUGGCUGAUUUCGAGCAAGGUCAUGAACUCGCAGAAACUGAAUUUCGGCAAUAUUUGCGCGCAAUUCAACCGGAUUUUAUGACCUGUUUGUUCAUGGUGUGAGAUAUGAUAUAUUCUUUGAAGGGCUACACGCUAGAGGUAAAAACUAACCGGUUGAGAUAUGAUAUAAUCUAUAUCUGCUUCUAUCCUCUUUGAUAAGGCUCACUGUUUUUUUACGCAUAGAACAUAGUAAGGGUGAGAACAUCUUCAACGGACUUCAGAUUUCUAUUCCCAAGACAAUCUUAGUUUUACUAUGACCAACACCAACCUUCUCCUCCUCCUCAACAUCCUCCUUUCUUCAUAUCUCUGGUCUUGCGCAUCGCCACUCGUUUCGGUAUUCCUGUAGUCAAGGACGCUGACAAGCGCGUUGCAAAGCACUUUGCUCAGGAAAUUAGAGGCUUAGCCGAGAGCUGGAUGGUGCAAGUCCCACCGGUGCAGACUAGAAUAUGAUGAAAAAACACUGGGACGACUGGGAGGUCAGGGUCGAUGUUAUUAAUCUUGAUGUACUGUACAGCUCUUGUUUCUUGACUAGAAUCAUUCGAAAUGGGAUGAACAAUAUGUUUAUGUUGGAACAGUGAAGAAAUCAUUGUCGAAUCGGAGUUUUGUUGUAUUUCCCGCAGCUCAACGCGACUCAGCAAAGAACAAGAAGUAGAACUAGAAGUCCUACCUAAUUUAUGAAUCGGACGAGUUUGAGUUACUCGAGAUUUAUCGUUGGAAAAAGUUCAAAGUCGUUUUUUUCAAACUGAAUAGGAAGGUUUCUCAAUGUAGAGCUAAAGUAUGAGUGUUUACGAAUCACGAAGUUAAACAGAGAACUGUACAACCAGCGCACGAGGAAUCCUCACAUGAUAAACAAGACCAGCUGCAACAGAAAUUCCUCAUGAGCAGCACUCAUUUGAAGUUGAAAAAGCUCUGAAAGUUCAAAAAAGAAAUGAAGAACCAACUCCGAGAAGCAAGAUCUACUUUGCCCACAUGUAGAUUGUCCCCGUCAUGUUGCCGCG
Molecule: messenger RNA, 5678 nt
Organism: Amoebophrya sp. A25
Lineage: Eukaryota; Dinophyceae; Syndiniales; Amoebophryaceae
Source: the annotation of a GenBank genome assembly